This is a messenger RNA of Tetranychus urticae (two-spotted spider mite), 1043 nucleotides long. RefSeq names its product glutathione peroxidase 1. Lineage: Eukaryota; Metazoa; Arthropoda; Arachnida; Trombidiformes; Tetranychidae. Gene Ontology annotation, biological process: response to oxidative stress. Gene Ontology annotation, molecular function: peroxidase activity. The record is from RefSeq and is a predicted model, not a curated record.
UUAAUUAGGAUCUACUUCACAAGUUGUCGAGUAUUUACUCCCUCCUCUUCAAUCCCUGAUAACUCCUGUAAUCAGUAUAGAUUUUGCACUUUAUUUUAUGCAUUAGUUACUUAAUUUAGGUAACAACCAUCAAGAAGAUAACCAGUAUUAUUAGUUCUGGAUUCAAACUAGAAAAGAGCCAAUCGUACGCAAAGGCAAACAAGAAGUUGCAAACUGUAAACAUUUGGAUCCAGUUUUUCUCUGUCUCUCUUUGUAACCAAAACAAGUUUCGUGCUGAACAAGAACAGUAGGACAAAGAAACCAUCAAAAUGGCCGAAGAAAAUAAAUCCGUUGACCCUAAAAAUGCCAGUUCAAUUUUUGAUUUUACCGUGAAAAAUCUCGAUGGAGAAGACGUUCCUCUAGAUAAAUACAGAGGCAAAGUCUGUUUGGUUGUUAAUGUUGCGUCCAAUUGUGGUCUCACCAAGAACAAUUACAAACAGUUAAAUGAGCUCUAUGCAAAACACAAGGAUUCCGGAAAUUUCGCCAUCCUCGCUUUCCCCUGUAACCAAUUUGCAGGUCAAGAACCAGCAUGUGAAACGGAUCUCAAGGAAUAUGUUGUCAAACAGAAAAUUGAAUUUGACUUUUUUGGUAAAGUUAAUGUAAACGGAAAACAAGCCAUUCCACUUUACGAUUACUUGAAAAGCAAACAAGGAGGAAUGUUGGGUGAUUUCAUCAAAUGGAAUUUCACCAAGUUCCUUUGCAAUAAAGAAGGUGUUCCUGUCAAACGAUAUUCUCCAACCACUGAACCAAAUCAAAUUGAAAAAGAUAUCGUUGGCCUCUUGGAAGAAAAGAACUAAUUAUCAUUGAAAAGUUCAAUCCGCAAACCAUGGUGAAUAAAAGCUUCCGACGUCUUCCGUGUAAAAUCAGAUAUUCAUCAUACCAGACGGAAAUUUGAUCGUGUUUUCCCAAAUUUAUCAUCAAGUUCAAUUGCAAUCAUUUUAUUGUUUCCUUCAUUUCUAUAUCCGCUAAUUUUGUUUUAAGCUUGAAUAAAUUUUUAUUAAUCA